Molecule: messenger RNA, 2893 nt
Organism: Ficedula albicollis (Collared flycatcher)
Lineage: Eukaryota; Metazoa; Chordata; Aves; Passeriformes; Muscicapidae
Gene: PBX3
Product: pre-B-cell leukemia homeobox 3
Exons: 9
Coding region: 20-1159 (379 amino acids)
Biological process (GO): regulation of transcription by RNA polymerase II; brain development; neuron development
Cellular component (GO): nucleus
Molecular function (GO): DNA-binding transcription factor activity, RNA polymerase II-specific; RNA polymerase II cis-regulatory region sequence-specific DNA binding
Source: RefSeq, a predicted model, not a curated record
AAAGCAGUGGGGUGAGGGGAUGUGUGGACUCACACAAAGGAUCAGCUGGGACCAUGCAGGCAGUGAGUUCUUCCACAGCAGGACCUGCCCAGCCACAGGACCUGCAGCCUCUGGUGAGCACAGCACCAAUGCAGGUUUGAGCAUCCGAGGAGCCCAGGAGGAAGACCCUCCCGACCCUCAGCUAAUGAGACUAGACAAUAUGCUUCUGGCAGAAGGAGUCUCAGGUCCAGAGAAAGGUGGGGGAUCGGCGGCAGGGGGCGCAGCAGCCUCUGGAGGGUCUUCAGAUAACUCUAUUGAACACUCAGAUUACAGAGCCAAAUUGACCCAGAUCAGACAAAUCUAUCACACAGAGCUGGAGAAAUAUGAACAGGCGUGUAAUGAAUUUACCACUCAUGUAAUGAACCUCCUCAGAGAGCAGAGCCGGACACGCCCCAUUUCUCCCAAGGAGAUUGAAAGGAUGGUGGGCAUCAUCCAUCGAAAGUUCAGCUCCAUCCAGAUGCAGCUCAAACAAAGCACUUGUGAAGCAGUAAUGAUUUUAAGAUCAAGGUUCCUCGAUGCCAGACGGAAAAGGCGUAACUUCAGUAAACAAGCCACGGAAAUCUUGAACGAGUAUUUUUACUCCCACCUCAGUAACCCCUACCCCAGUGAAGAAGCCAAAGAAGAGCUGGCAAAGAAAUGCAGCAUCACAGUAUCGCAGGUGUCCAACUGGUUUGGCAAUAAGAGAAUCAGGUACAAGAAGAACAUUGGGAAGUUCCAGGAGGAAGCCAAUCUCUACGCGGCAAAGACGGCCGUGACUGCAGCGCACGCCGUGGCCGCGGCCGUCCAGAACAACCAGACCAACUCCCCCACCACCCCCAACUCUGGUUCUUCUGGUUCUUUUAACCUCCCAAAUUCUGGGGACAUGUUCAUGAACAUGCAGAGUCUGAAUGGGGAUUCUUACCAGGGGUCCCAAGUCGGAGCCAAUGUGCAAUCACAGGUGGAUACCCUGCGUCAUGUUAUCAAUCAGACGGGAGGAUACAAUGAUGGCUUGGGAGGAAAUUCACUGUACAGUCCACAUAAUUUAAAUGCUAAUGGAGGCUGGCAGGACGCAACCACUCCAUCUUCUGUGACUUCCCCUACAGAAGGGCCGGGAAGUGUGCACUCGGAUACCUCUAACUAAUCUCCUAGCAACACUUUUUCCCUGAGCUGAGAUGCCUUGAUUAGCGCAUUCAGAGUUGCAGGAGAAAAAGGAAAGAGUUUUUUGUAGCCAACCACCUACAGCUUUACUGUAAAACCUUGUCUUAUUAGAAAACUUGGUAAAUCUGUUUUUUAAAGGUAUCAUAAUCAUUUGUAUUUAUACUUAAAACACACAAUGUUAAAAAGCACUUUAUCCAAUUAGGCCAAGAUUUAGCAUUGUUUAUAGCCCUGUAACUAUUUUAUCAUAAUUUAUUGUCAGCAGUUUUAAUGAUGUUGGUCUAACAGUUGCCAAUUACUUGGCCUUAAGGGUAAAAGUACAGGACAAGCUUAACCUCAGUAGCAAGAGCAGACACAAAGAACCGCCUCACCCAAAUUUAAUUGUGUGCAUAUUUCCAUGGAAAGUCGACAGGAAUCACAGACUUUGAUUGUGUUUCAUCUUUUCAUAUCUCUCACAGAGCUGGAAUAAAAAGAGCUGUUCAGUUAUUUCGGUUAACAAUGGUCGUGUUUAAGAAUCCUUAUUCGUCACAUUUUUGUUGAGAUCUAUUGUCUUACAAAUUAGAUUGGAAGCCAGGAGCAUCUUUUCUUGCUCAAGCCCCCCGGAGGCCGAGUCUCCUCUCCGUGCCCGGCACGGACCCAGGUUGUUCUUGGGAGACGCCGACUCUCGCUGCCGGUCUCUGUGCACGCCACACCCGGGGUUUUACAGUACGAGCUGGGUGCUGCCCACGCCUGCCAAGGGCUGGUGCCUCUCGCAGGCAGCAAACCGCAAACAAAGGAAAAGGAAAGGAAAAAGCACCGUGAUAUGGAGUGUUGUACAUAGUGUAGCAAAAGAGUAUUUAUACAUCUCACCAAUCAAACACAGCUUUAUUACCUCAUGCGAACUCAUACAAACCAAUAGACUUUCAACAUGUUCUGUAGCUUAGAGUGCUCACUUACUACCUCUGAACGAUACUCACGCUGUAGUUUGUCUCUUUCUUAUCUUUUUGCAUCUUGUAAUUAACUCUUUGUUUCCCCACGAAAUGUAAUGUACAUUGUAAUCUCCUACAAAUCAGGGUUGCCUUGGCAACUGCUAAAGAAGCGGAAGUGGAAACAUGGGGUCUUAGGUUGGACACAAAACAGUGCAACUGUUGUAAAUACUGAGAAGCAUUUUGAAUGUUCUUCAUCUUGUUACUAAUACACGCAAAAACCAACAACUAAUUGUAAUGCAUACAGACUUCAGUAUUCAGUACUGUACAUCCCCCUGGAUUGCAGGGGCCCUUUCUCUCUCUCUUUUGUAUUGUAUGCGAUUCUGAAACUGAUUGAGUCAUGAAAAUAAUUUGUGGCAGUGAUUCUAAUGUAUUAAACCGUUUCGUGUUACUUUCUAACUGGAUUACACCCUGGAUUGAAAAGUCUUCCUCGUGGUAGUUAUAUGUAGUUUCAAACAUGAAUAAACUUUUUGCUUUCAUGAUCAAAUGUUGACGUAAUUUCUUCCUGCUCAGUUCAAGUCAGCGCGAGGAGAUGCGUGGUCUCCAGAAGAGCGAGCUGGCACGGAGCAGGAGCUGAGCAUCUCUGAAACACCAGCAGGUCCUUGUGCCCUCUUGCCAGGAGAGAAUUGGAAAUCCUGGCAGAGGCACAUCCUGGGCAAAGGCUUCCACCUGCUAGCGCCUGCCUCCGCUGCCACCCUGCUCUGCUUGGGAGCCACAAAUCAAGUGGAGGUAAAGGAAGGGGUCAGGCCUUUAGA